ACAACUUCUCAUCUUCUUCCUCCUCUAAACAACUAAUAUUUUACAUACAUACCAGCUAGGCUCUAACCAUGGCUUUCUCCUCCAUUGCCGCAGUUCCAUUCUUCGCGUUGGCUGUACUUCUCUGUGUCCAAACUUCUAUAGGAGGAGGGAUAGAGUGCGAGAAUCUGAAUAAAGACUCAUGCGCUUUCGCCGUAUCCUCGUCUGGAAAGCGAUGCGUGUUGGAAAGGGUGGUGCGAAGGAAGAGUGUGGAGGAGAACUACUUAUGUCGGGCAUCGGAGAUCGAGGCUGAUCAUCUCAAGGACUGGGUGGAAACCGACAAUUGCAUCCAAGCUUGUGGGAUUUCAAGAACGACCCUCGGAAUCUCAUCUGACUCUCUAUUAGAAUUCGACUUCAUGCACAAACUUUGUUCCCCUAGCUGCUAUGAUAACUGUCCCAAUAUAGUUGACCUCUACUUUAGUCUUGCGGCGGGUGAAGGUGUAUUUCUUCCGAAACUAUGUGAGACGCAUGGAUCAAACCAACGACGGGCAAUGGCAGAGAUUCAAAGCUCUGGUUCGGUCGCCCAGGGACCAGAAAUAGAGAAUUUGGAGGUGGCACCUGCUACAGCUCCGGCUAUCUUUUGAUCACAAAGAAUUUCAUAGUUUUUACACAGAAAAAUAAUACAUAGCAGGAGCCUUUAUAGUUUCAAAGGAAAGAGUUUAGUGUUUGAAAUAAUAAGGAUGAUAAAUUCAUGGUCUUGUUAGGCCAGUGUUUUGGUCCAUUUUAUUUGCAUGGUAAUUAUUGAAGCCUAUGGGCUUGCUGGUUCUUUGCUUUUGUAGUAGUUUGGUUAUACUUUAAUAUUAUGGGUUUCAUGAAUAAAAAUGAAA
Messenger RNA from Impatiens glandulifera, 863 nucleotides. RefSeq lists its product as uncharacterized. NCBI's taxonomy places the organism in Eukaryota, Viridiplantae, Streptophyta, Magnoliopsida, Ericales, Balsaminaceae. The record is from RefSeq and is a predicted model, not a curated record. The coding region runs from base 69 to 620 and encodes 183 amino acids. The transcript has 3 exons.